AUGGCACGGGAUAGUCAAAUAUUUGGAGCUACUAUUAUUGUGAUUGUGUUGAACGUGUUUGUGACAUAUAUUGCAAGCAUAAAACAUAGUACAACUUCUGACAACGAUCGCUGGAGAGUAAAGGAUACUCAAACUGCCGGAUCUAACUUAUGGUCGCCUGCAUCCGACUAUUACGAUGAUCGUGAUCGAAACACUGGAGGGAUUAAAAAAGAUUUUAUAUCGAGCUACGAAGACAAGCAUCUUAACAACAAUCAAUUAGGGAACAAACUCAGGCUAGGAUACUCGCCAUUCAGCAGCGGUAGUUAUUAUGCAACUGGUGGAUCCUACGAUCGGAGACCAUUCUAUGGUCCAAUAAACUAUGGUUCACAUGAUUACGAAAGCCCUUACCCUUACGAAUAUGGGCAUCAAGCUAAUGGAUAUGCAUUUAAUUACCUAACAAGUGAGAAUGAUCUUACUAGGUCGGUGUUGUUGCCACUGGCCGGAGCGGCACUAUUAGGAAUUGCCGCUGCUCUAGUCGCAAAUCCUGUGCUACUACAUUUGGGUGUUACAGCUGGCAAACGAAAACGUAGGGAUGUUGUAUCGUCGACAAACGCGCAUGAUCUUGUUUAUCGUGCUAGAGCAAAACACAUUUCGCAAUAAGAAAAUAAGAAUUGACCUGUUUCUAUAAAAAAAAAACACCAAUAAUA
Molecule: messenger RNA, 686 nt
Organism: Anopheles aquasalis
Lineage: Eukaryota; Metazoa; Arthropoda; Insecta; Diptera; Culicidae
Source: RefSeq, a predicted model, not a curated record